ACUUCUGCUGAGCGGCGAAAAAUUUAGAAGCGGAUGUAUUUGCGUUGACAGAGUGGAACUUCCUAGUCUUUUUCACUUUCUGGGGAGAAAUAGAUUUAUAUUACCUGAAUACUGUUUGAGGUUUAAUCCUUUGUACUUGAAGAAGAAAUUUAACAAUAAUACCUACAUCCGUUUUAGGGGAAGACAUCAAACGGAAUCCAUGGUGGUAAAUUCGAUACAUUGGUUUCGCAAGGGACUGCGAUUGCACGAUAAUCCGGCUUUACUAGCAGCUUUGAAUGGAGCGGACACCGUGCGAUGUGUUUACAUUUUGGAUCCCUGGUUUGCCGGUUCUACCAACGUUGGAGUGAAUAGAUGGAGAUUUUUACUGGAGUCACUGGAAGAUCUGGACACCAGUUUAAGAAAACUUGGUUCAAGGCUCUUUGUAAUUCGUGGUCAGCCUGCAGAUGUCUUUCCUAGAUUGUUCAAGGAGUGGAACACAACACGCUUGACCUUUGAGUAUGACUCUGAACCUUUUGGAAAAGAAAGGGAUGCAGCAAUUAUAAAGUUUGCAGAAGAACUUGGAGUUGAAACUGUGGUGAAGAAUUCCCAUACGCUUUACAAUCUUGAUAGAAUCAUUGAGCUGAACAAUAAUAGCCCUCCUCUGACAUACAAACGUUUCCAGGGCAUUAUUAGCCGUCUAGAACCUCCAAAAAAGCCAGUGGCAAGCUUGACAAAAGAACAGAUGCAAAAAUGCCCAACAGACAUCCCUGAGACCCCUUAUGAAUGCUUUAGGGUACCUUCUCUUGAUGAACUGGGCUUUAAAACGGCUACCCUUAGUCCUUCUAUUUGGAAAGGAGGUGAAACUGAAGCUCUGCUACGUCUGGAAAAGCACUUAGAAAGAAAGGCUUGGGUGGCCAGUUUUGAAAGACCAAGAAUUAAUGUGAACUCACUUAUUGCCAGCCCCACUGGUUUAAGUCCAUACCUGAGAUUUGGCUGUUUGUCAUGUCGUACAUUUUAUUACACCUUACUAGAGCUGUACAAAAAGGUGAAAGGAAACCGGAGUCCACCUCUAUCAUUAUUUGGGCAGUUGCUGUGGCGGGAGUUCUUUUACACUGCAGCAACCAAUAAUCCAAAAUUUGACCGAAUGGAAGGCAACCCCAUUUGUGUGCAGAUACCCUGGGACAAGAAUCCAAAGGCACUGGCCAAAUGGGCAGAGGGUCAGACAGGGUAUCCCUGGAUUGAUGCAAUUAUGAUUCAGUUAAAACAAGAGGGCUGGAUUCACCACUUGGCUAGACAUGCUGUGGCCUGUUUCCUAACCAGAGGGGACCUUUGGAUCAGCUGGGAGUGUGGGAUGAAGAUCUUUGAUGAACUGUUACUUGAUGCAGAUUUCAGUGUAAAUGCUGGAAGCUGGAUGUGGCUUUCCUGCAGUGCCUUUUUUCAACAGUUCUUUCACUGUUACUGUCCAGUGGGCUUUGGUAGGAGAACAGAUCCAACUGGGAACUUUAUCAGGCAUUACAUUCCAAAACUGAAAGACUUUCCAAACCGAUAUAUUUAUGAGCCUUGGAAUGCUCCAGAUACAGUCCAGAAGGCAGCUCAUUGCAUCAUUGGCAUAGAUUAUCCCAAACCGAUGAUCAGUCAUGCUGAGGCCAGCAGACUCAACAUAGAACGAAUGAAACAGAUUUAUCAGCAUCUCUCUCACUACAAGGGUCUAAGUUUACUUGCUUCUGUACCCACUGUUUCAGAAGAAAUUGAUUUGGAAUACUGCAAUAAGCACAGCAGCAUGCCAGGUAAAGUUUCUCCACUUGGCAAACGUGACAGACCACCUGACCUGGAAAUUGAUGAAAAAUGCACAGACCCCAAGGUUUCAUGUUCACACCUAAUGGAAGGAAAUUUUGAACAGUAAGGUUAUAGCCAGCAAGCAUUUUACCUGAGGCAGAAUAAUUUCUUCUACGAAUGUCUACCUGCAGUUGGGCAACAUGUCAUCCUGCAGCUUUCCUCUCACUUAAAGGAAAAACAAUCUUAAGCAUUUUGGAUCUUUCUGUUAUAUGUGUGAUGUACACAAUUGCUAUAUACUUGUACAGCAAGAGAAAAAUAUUUUUGAGUAAUGAGCCUAGUGCUGUUUGUUUCAAAAUUAGCCUAAAAUGUCCUACGGACAAAAAAGAAAAAUUUAAGUGGAGUCAAAGUUACUGCAGUGGUAUAGUUUAGAACAUGCUGUAUGCUUCAGGAAAAAUGAGCCUGAAUGACUUCUGUGGAUUGUACAGCUGGUUAUUCUUUCUGAGUGGUGAGAAGGUGUGCAAAAUAUAUUUAGUAAUUGCCUAGAUUCAGUAUUCUGCAUCAUUCUAAAGCACUAAUGACACAUUUAAUAUUUACCUUUUAAUGUUUAAAACUGCAAUUAUCAAAACUAUUAAUUUAAUGGCAUUCUCUGCAAUAAAGUACAGCUUUACAUGUUCUGAUGACAUUUUAAUACACAUAUCUCAUAUAAAUCUAGAAUAUACUACAAAUUAGUCUGUUCUUUUUUGAUGUCAAAAGUUUAUCAAAUACACAUUCUAAUAGACAAUAAGUGCUAUUGAAAACAUUUGCUGGAGAAAAUUCUCAGUGAUGAUAUCAAAUUCAAUCAGCUUCUGAAUGCCUACUUUUUGGAAAUAUCCUGAUAAAUGUUUUGGGGGCUUCUUAAUUCUGUUAAAUGAUGGUUAUGUAUGUUUUAUUUCCUUUUUUCUAGUUUAAAAUAAACACCAUGACAAGAUUUUAAAUUGUUUAGUAGCAGCACAACAUAAUGGCAUGAUGCCAAUAGGAAUACAUUAUACCAUAAAAUAAUCAGUUAUUGCAAAAUUCUCUGAGUUUGUUCAACAAUGUAAGAAAGUGUUAUUUUCUCAGAAAACUAUUUUUAAAAUAUAAUUUGAAAUAUGAUUGGUUUUAGAAUGUUGAAAAUGUACAAACUUUCUGUCAAUGUGUGUUUGUAAAAUAAUAUGUUAAAUGAUUUUUUUCUGCAGGGAAAACAGGAAACAUUGGUUACUUAUUUUUUUACUGUUUGAAUAAGCAGUUAAUAAAAUAUUUAAAUUAUUUUUUUAAGUUUAAAAUGUAAAAUGCUUGCAAUAAAUUCUAUGUCAAUGUGUUUCAAUAA
This is a messenger RNA of Polypterus senegalus (gray bichir), 3100 nucleotides long. It is a transcript of the gene cry2, whose product is annotated as cryptochrome circadian regulator 2. Gene Ontology annotation, biological process: entrainment of circadian clock by photoperiod; circadian regulation of gene expression; negative regulation of DNA-templated transcription. The record is from RefSeq and is a predicted model, not a curated record. The transcript is spliced from 13 exons. Lineage: Eukaryota; Metazoa; Chordata; Cladistia; Polypteriformes; Polypteridae. Gene Ontology annotation, cellular component: cytoplasm; nucleus. Gene Ontology annotation, molecular function: DNA binding; FAD binding. The coding region runs from base 200 to 1882 and encodes 560 amino acids.